CGUGCUGAUCCGGUGUAACUUAACGGAGGCGGUGGACUCGGACUCAAACGUCUCCGGUGACUCCGCUGCGGUUCACAACUUUAAUAAAAACCCUCCACCGACUCUUUUACCGUCAACAUGUCCCACACCGUCAUCACGACCACCACCACCACCACCAGGACGUCCGGGGACGGCUUCCUGAACACGGGCUACACCCGCACCAUCCCGGGGCUGCUGAAGAUCGGACAGACGCUGGCCCUCCUGGUGGCCUUCCUGUGCGUCCACUGUGCCCGGGGGUGGCCCAGCUGGGCGGCGUUCCAGUUCUUUGAGGUGGUGGCGCUGUGGUUCUUCGUGGCCUUUCUCCUCUUCCUCCUCAUGCACCUGUUCAGGCUCCAGGGGAAGAUGCCCUGCAUCAACUGGCCCCUGACGGAGUUCUUCCAUUACUCGGUGGGCAGCGUCCUCCUCUUGAUCGCCUCCAUCGUGGCCGCCGUGAAGAGUGGAGGAGUGUCGGCUCUGGUGGUGGGCUCGGUGUUUGGAUUCAUAGCCACGUUCCUGAUGGCCGUUAGUUUGUGGACGUCUUUCAGCGUGGCCUGUGGACCUCAUGCUGGUGCUACGAUGUAAAUGCUGAUCCGUCACGAAGGAAGCAGAUGUCUGCGUCUGCACAUUUCCUGUGUCCUGGUCAAUUUUCUGCCCGGCAACCGCCUGGAUAAUCACCCUGAUUGGAUUAAAAAGUCACUGCAGAGGUAACAGCAGCAGCAGCGCUGACCCAGGACCAGACACCGGACUGGAGCGUAAAUAACGUCCAGUCGAACCUCUGCAGCCACAUUCCCACGUCUAAAAGGUGCUCAGUGUCAAUCAGCCACCUCUUACUGCUGACUACAUUUCCCAUAAUCCCUGCUGCUUCUCACUGUUUCCCCUGAUAAGCAUGGGCACAUUUUGAAAUGUUUAUUUAUUUUUUUGCUUUUUAACCCUCCUAUUAUUUAUCUCUGGGUCAGUUUGGCCUCAACGUCUUUAAAUAUAUGAUUAACAUCAUUUCUUUGCUUCAUAUUUAAUGAGUCAACGAACAUAAAUUACCCGACACUUAAACUUUUUAAAAUGAUUUUUUAAGUGUAAUGAUUUUCUGGAGUCAAACUGACCCUGUGGACAAACUGUUGGUGAAUGUGAAAUAAUAGGAGGGUUAAAGUUGACUCAGACAGCAGCUCCUCCUCCUCCGGUGCCAUAAACGUCUCCAGGAUCCUGCAGCCUCAGCGUCGCCCCUGCUCGUUUACAGCCGCUGCUUUAAUUAACUUGAUUUGUUAACGAACAGUCUUAUCCAUUCCAGCGUUUUAUUUUUUUACUUUUGAAGAUGUCCUCUGGCUCAGUAAAAGCAACUCAACUUUUCUGAUACGUCUGUAAUCGGGAGAAUAACGUGCAUGCUAAUGUUAGCAUGAUAAAGCAUUACUCAGGGGCUAAAAUCUGAACAAAACAACAGCAUGGUAAAAAAAAUUGGUCAAACUAUGUAAAAUGUUAGCAUGCUAACAAUGCAAAGAAACACAGAAGCAAAGAAAAAGUGCUAAAGCUACAUCUGGAGGUCAUUUACAGUCUUUCUAUCAUUUAUUUUGAUGAAUUAAUCUGAUGUUAAAGAAGAAUUCUGCCUUAUUGCAGCUGUGUUUCCAUUCAUUGUGUCUCUAUGCUAUGCUAACGUUACAUUUUUUAAAAAGGCAUGAGGGUAGAGACACAAUAAUGGAAAAUACAAAGGCUGAAAUAAAAACCACGAUGCUGUUUAAAUGAAAUACUAGAAACAGGGAUUAAUCCUCCGCUGACAAUAAACAGCCCCAGGAAAGACAAGUCAAUUAAAAACAACUUUUUCAACAAUAAAUGAGCCAGUUAUCAAAAAAAAAAUAUAUUUUUUA
Molecule: messenger RNA, 1871 nt
Organism: Mugil cephalus (flathead mullet)
Lineage: Eukaryota; Metazoa; Chordata; Actinopteri; Mugiliformes; Mugilidae
Gene: cmtm7
Product: CKLF-like MARVEL transmembrane domain containing 7
Exons: 5
Coding region: 118-600 (160 amino acids)
Cellular component (GO): membrane
Source: RefSeq, a predicted model, not a curated record